Dendroctonus ponderosae (mountain pine beetle) is the source of this 5318-nucleotide messenger RNA. It is a transcript of the gene Fs, whose product is annotated as follistatin. The coding region runs from base 620 to 1612 and encodes 330 amino acids. The record is from RefSeq and is a predicted model, not a curated record. Gene Ontology annotation, molecular function: extracellular matrix binding; protein binding; collagen binding. Gene Ontology annotation, biological process: anatomical structure development. The transcript has 6 exons. NCBI's taxonomy places the organism in Eukaryota, Metazoa, Arthropoda, Insecta, Coleoptera, Curculionidae.
AUUGCUGAUUGGCCCCUGAAAACCUUUGGGAAUAGAGCAAUAGCUUAUGCUGCCAGGACUUGAGGCCCCAUUAGCGCAAGUUGGAUGGCAUGAUGACGAAUAAAAGACAGUGCAACAAUGCAUCCGAAGAGGCCCCAUUGGUCAGUUGGCGGUGCAUCUGUUCCUGCAAGUCGGCGACUCCUGUAGCGCGCUUCUUCUCGAGCCACGCUUCGCAGCAUCCGCUGCCGCUGCCUCCGCCAAAGCCGCAGGUGCACUCACCUGUCGGUCGCGCGGCUGCAUCACUCGCUGCAUGCAUUCCCCGCCAGCAGGAAUUUUUUUGGGAGCCCAAGUCGGCUUGGAACCACUCGCGAGAACACUCAGUGCAUGACCGAACUCUUGAGCUCAACAAGUGCUCUAUCGGGGCCACGCGACCGGACCUGCUUUCCGUUUUUUGCCAGUUUUUUGCAACUUUUUCCCGAGAUCCAGUUAGAACAUUGCGAACGCGUCCAGAGAGUGCUGAGUGCCGUUUUCUACUGUCCAACAACUUUGAAGGAAUGUUGCAGAUUUUCCAGCUAUCAUGUGACAUGUGGAGCUAAGCCGGGCUAAGGCCCUUUCAACCACCCAGCUUUCCCCCAUCGCAAUGAAUGCUGUCGUUUUCCACAUUUCGCUGCUGCUCAUUUUAUCGCAUCUGGAUCUAUUCAUCAAGUUCACCUUUGCUGGCACGUGCUGGUCCACCAUGGUCCGCAGGAACAACGGCCGCUGCAAAGAGCUGCUUUACGAAAGAAUCUCCAAAGAAGACUGUUGCUCAAGCAGCACCUCCAUAGCGACGGCCUGGUCGGCUGAAGAGCUCGAUCCAAGCACGCUCUUCUUCUGGCGCAUGUUUGGAGGCGGAGUGCGGUGCCUGCUAUGCAAAGAAUCCUGCCAAAACGUCGAAUGUGAGCCGGGCAAAAGCUGCGUAGUGAGAAAAGGAACGCCCAAGUGCGUCUGCUCAUCCUGCAAGGAGGGAAAAAAGAAACCGAAAGGCCCGGUAUGCGGCACCGAUGGCCGCACGUACCGGAACUGGUGCCGGAUGAAAAAGAAGUCCUGCAAGCAAAGACUGCGCAACCUUUCCGUGGCCUACUAUGGCGUAUGCCAAAGUUCUUGUGAUAAAAUCAGCUGCCCAGACAGCAAAACGUGCUUACUAGACCAAAACCUCACUCCUCACUGCAUCCACUGUUCGAAGAAAACGUGCCCAGCGGUUCCAAAGCAGCGCCAAGUCUGCGGUUCCGACGGACUUACCUAUAAGAGCGCUUGUCAUUUGCGAGAGGUCGCCUGCCUUAAGGGGCGAGCAAUACCAAUAGCAUAUAAGGGAUUCUGUAGAGACAACGUAACAUGCCACAACAUCCACUGCCAAGACCGGCAGCAAUGUCUGCUGGAUAUGGAGGCGGGUGGGCGGCCCCGAUGUGUCGCCUGUUCGAUUUCCUGCCGCCCCAAACUCCUGCAUGGUCCUGUGUGUGGUACCAACAACAGCACCUACCAAACGUGGUGCCACAUGAUGCAGGACGCCUGCUCUAAAGGUUACGUUAUUGAUACCAAACAUUCAGGCAAAUGUGUAAGUUUUGCACUUUGGAUUAGUGAAAUUGUAUGGGGAUAAACCGAAUAGUAACUUGCUCGAUUAAUUCAAUUAAAGCGCUUAAAGUUUCUAGGGGUUUCGCUCUAGUACCAUUUUACUAAACAGAGUCUCUUCUUUGAUUGUCCACUGCGUCGUUUUUGUGCUCUUAAUCAGAGAAUUUUGGUGAUUUUUAAACCAUUUUGGUGCAACUUUCCGCGCUUUUGGCACGCACAUUUUCAAGUUUCAGUGGAGUCAAAAAUAGAGCUUCUAGGGAGUUUGGCCCGGCGCCAUUUUAAAGCGGAAAGUCUUCACUGAUUGUCCAGUGCAUGGUUGUUAAGCAUUUCAAGAGAUAAUUUUGGCUAAUUUUUUAUGCAAUUAUCCGCCUCGUUUACAUGCGAAUUUUCAAACUCCAGGAGCGCCCAAAAUAGAGUUUCCAGGGGUUUCGUUCUAGUGUCGUUUUAAAGGGCAGAAUAUUUUCUUUGAUCGUCCACUCUGUCGUUUUUGUGCUCUUGAUCGGAGAAUUUUGUUGAAUUUUAAACAACUUUGGUGCAACUUUCCGCGCUUUUGCCACGCAAAUUUUCAAGCUUCAGUGGAGUCAAAAAUAGAGCUUCUAGGGAGUUUGGUCUGGCGCCAUUUCAAAGAGCAAACUAUUCUCUGAUUGUCCAUUAUGUGGUUGUUAAGCAUGUCAAGAGAUAAUUUUGGCUAUUUUUUGAAGUAUUUGAUGUAAUUAUCCGCCCCAUUUACAUGCGAAUGUUCAAACAUCAGUGGAGCCCAAAAUAGAAGUUCUAGGGGUUUCAUGCUAGUAACGCAUUAAAGAGCAGAGUCUCUUCUUUGAUUGUCCACUGCGUCGUUUUUGUGCUCUUCUUAAUCGGGGAAUUUUGGGGAUUUUUAAACAACUUUGGUGCAACUUUCCGCGCUUUUGGCACGCAAAUUUUCAAGUUUCAGUGGAGUCAAAAAUAGAGCUUCUAGGGAUUUUGGCCCGGCGCCAUUUUAAAGCGGAAAGUCUUCACUGAUUGUCCAGUGCAUGGUUGUUAAGCAUUUCAAGAGAUAAUUUUGGCUAAUUUUUUAUGCAAUUAUCCGCCCCGUUUACAUGCGAAUUUUCAAACUCCAGGAGCGCCCAAAAUAGAGUUUCCAGGGGUUUCGUUCUAGUGUCGUUUUAAAGGGCAGAAUAUUUUCUUUGAUCGUCCACUCUCGUUUUUGUGCUCUUAAUCAGAAAAUUUUGGUGAUUUUUGAACAUCUUUGGUGCAACUUCCACGUUUAAUGCACGCGAAUUUUCAAGUUUCAGUGGAGUCAAAAAUAUAGCUUCUAGGGAGUUUGGCCCGGCGCCAUUUCAAAAAGAAAACUCUUCUCUGAUUGUCCAUUGCGUGGUUGUUAAGCAUGUGAAGAGAUAAUUUUGGCUAUUUUUUUAAAUAUUUGAUGCAAUUAUCCUCCCCGUUUAUAUGCGAAUUUUCAAACAUCAGUGGAGCCCAAAAUAGAGUUUCUAGGGGGUUUCAUUCUAGUGUCGCAUUAAAGAGCAGAGUCUCUUCUUUGAUUGUCCACUGCGUCGUUUUUGUGCUCUUAAUCGGAGAAUUUUGGUGAUUUUUAAACAACUUUGGUGCAACCUUCCGCGCUUUAGGCACGCAAAUUUCCAAGUUCCAGUGGCGUUAAAAAUAGAGCUUUAAAAUGGCUCUAGAACUAAACAACCAUUGUUCUAGUGCUAUUUAAAAAAACAAAGAAUCUUUUCUGAUUGCCACCGUGUGGGUUUGGGUAAUUAAACAGAAACUUAUGGCGACUAUUAAAAAUCUUUGAUGUAACUUUAAGGUCUUUUACACGUGAAUUGUCACGAAAACGCCUGUGGCGCUCCAAAUGGAGUUAUAGAGUCAUUUUAAAGAGCAAAGUCUCUUCUUUGAUUGUCCACUGCGUUGUUUUUGUGCUCUUAAAGAAACAAUUCCAGAAUUUUUCAAAAUCUUUGGUGCAACUUUUCAAGUUUUUGCACUCCAAUUUUCAAGCUUCAGUGGCGUCAGAAACAAAACCUUAAGGAAGUUCGUUAUGGUCCCAUUUUAAUGAGCAGAACCUCCAAUCUGAUGGUUCACUGCAUGAUUCGAUUGCCUUUAAGCAGAUAUUUUUGGCGAUUUUUGUAAAUCUUUGAUGCAACUUUCACAUGUUUUGCAUGCAAAUUUUCAAGCUCAAGUGGCGUCAAUUACAGAACUGCUAGCAAAUUUGUCUUCGUGCAAUUUUAAAGAGCAAAAGCUCUAAUCUAAUUGCUCACUGCAAGAUGUUUGAGCAUUCAAGCAGACAAUUUUGGCCUAUUUUCAAACCCUUUCAUGCAACUUCUAAGUCUUUUGCCCGCAAAUUUUCUGUGGAGCCCUAAAAAUAGGUUCUGCGCUAUUUUAAUCAGCAGAGGAUCUUCUCUUAUUGCCACUGCUGGGUUUUUGUGUCCUUAAACAGGGAUUUUUGGCGAAUUUUCCAAAAUCUAUAGUGCAACAUUCCUCGUAAAAACUUCAGGGGCACCAAAAAAACAGAGCUUCUUAUGCCAAUUUAAAUAGCAAAUAUUCUUGUUUGAUUUCCCGCUUCGUGUUCUUUAUAAUCCCAAUUAGGCAAUUUUUGGUGAUUUUUUACAGUCUUUGCUGCCACUUUUAAUGUCUUUUGCAUGCGAAGUUUCAAUCAUCAAUAAAGACUAAUGUCUCGUCUCUGAAUGUCCACCGCAGAGCAGAAUAAAUCCAUUGAAAUUCAAAGUACUUUGGAGGUUUGUAAAUAUUUUUCAAUUUUCUUUAAAACGCGAGAACUUGCAUUCGAACGCUCGAGUUGAAAUUUUCUUCAAAAAGACGGUAAAUUAUUUGCCGUUGCUCGGUGGUCACAAUAUUUUCCAAUUAAUUCUAGGGAGCAACCAAGGAAAUGUUUGAAAUAAAAAUCGUGCUAUGAUGGUCAAUGGAGGUUUUAUUUCUCACUAAUCCAAGAAACCCGCAAAUAUAAUUUAACAUCAAAGGUUGGUGUCGAUUAAUGGGAGAACAAGAGACACUUAUAUACCAUCUCCUUCAACAAAAAUUCUUCUUACACAAACUCCUUCCGAUAUAUUCUGGAUCAUCGGCAUUGCAUGAUUAAACCUGCAGACUAACGUUACAGACAAUCAGCCUUCAUUUCGAGGAUUACCGAAUGGUUUUCGCUCAGAAACCCUUGUUUUAAUUAAAUAUGUACAUACCCAGAUCCAGCAGAUUGCAACUCAAACGCAGAAAACUCACCAAAUCAUUUACUUCGCAUCACAAAAAUCAGAAUGUUGCAAUUAUAAAAAUCAUUUUAAACUGUAGACUGUUCGGAUUAUCCAUGCAUUACUUUAUGUGUUUCUAACCGAAUGUAGCUAAUGUGCCUGUUUCAGAUUCUGAAAAACGACAUACGGCCGUGAUUGGUAGCCGUGUAGCUCGUAGGAAACAUAUCGAAACCAAAGAAGUCACAAGAAGACAUUCACACAUAGACUAACUAGCUGUAAUUCCAUGUUAAUAACUUAGGCAAUUCUACUUAACUAGACCUAAAUGUAUUAAGCAAUUAAUUUAUACGAUGAUAACUUAUAAUAAUUUAUAUUGUACCAAAAAUAAUACGCUGACUAACACCUAAAACCAUUGGCCAAUUGGCCUGAUGUUAAACACACAUUUAUUACUAUCAACAACUGUACUUUGCAGGCAAAUCACCCCUAAAAAACUUGGACAAUUGAGGUUCAAGCCAGUCAGUGUAUAAUAUGUUAAAACUGUAGCAAAUAUAACAUUCGCAUAUUUAA